UAUUAAGUUUUUUUCUGUAAUCGCUAUUCGCAACGCAAGGUCUGACUCUGGGUUCAAAAUAUGUACAAAAAUACCUAGUAAUUUUAGUAUGUAUUUUUAUUUUUGUGUUAAAUUGGUAUGAUGAUAAUAAAAAUUAAAUUAUUGUUAUUCCUGGUCAGACAACGUUUAAUAUUAGCGUAUUGAAAUACAUGUUAAAUACCUAUACAUAACGUCAGCUCAGAAAAAUCGAAUAGUUGAAGUCUGAAGAACACGAAGAACACGAGGAAAUAUUAUUAUGACGCUACGUAUGCAAGUUGAAAAGAAAAAGGCUCAGGAGGAAAUGCGACGCUUGAUGUUGGAGCGAAAAAAUAAAGACAAAAAACCCAAACAAACUAUUAACAACCCAUUAGCAAAAUAUAACAAUAUUGGUCAACUUAUGUGCGUUCUCUGUUCGUCGAUAGUACGCUCUGAAAGUGUUUGGCAAGUGCACAUAAACAGCAAACAGCACAGAAAUAAUGUCGAGCAAGCGAAGCAAUUGAAAGAAUUAACAAAAAAUUUCACAGAUGAUAAAGUAAAGAAAAGAUUAGCUACUACAGCAUUAGAUACUCAACAAGUAAAGAGACCUAAAGGAAUAUUGAAAAAUUCAACUGAUAAAUCACCUACAGUUACACAGAAACCUAAUAAUAAUAAUGUACCGAUCAUUUUUUCACAUCAUGACGAAGAAGUCAUUAGGAAAAAUAUUAGUCCUGCAGCUCUAGAAGGUGGAAUAUUAGAAGAUAAAGCUGUUGAUAGCAAAUUACUGGAUGCAAAAGAAGAUCCAUCACUUACUCAACCAAUUCCAGAAGGAUUCUUUGAUGAUCCCAUCUUGGAUGCUAAGGCGCGUAAUAUUGAAUAUAAAGAUCCAGUUGAAGAGGAAUGGGAAAAAUUUCAAAAAGAAAUAAAAGAAGAAACAACCACUUCUGCAGAAAUUAUUGCUGGUGAACAAGAAGAAGCUACCGCAGAAAGACAGAUUGAUGAAAUAGAUGAACAGAUACGAAACUGGUCAAGAGUUCUCGACUUGGAAUUGAAAAAAGAAGAAACAAAGAAGAAAAUACAAGAUAUAGAAAUGAAUAAUGAAGAUGACGACAAAGAUUCAGAAAAUGAAGCCGACAUUGAUGAGUUCUUAGACUGGCGAGCUAAGAAAUCUUACUCUUAAUAACAAAUCAAGCUAACAUGUGAAGUAUUGAAGUUAUGUUUUGAAAAAUUUGAAAUUGGAGAUGUUGUUAAAAUCUAUACAAGCCAUAUCAUGUAUUUACUUCGCCACGAAGAAGAUUGCGUUCGUAGAUUGGCUAUUGAUGAGGUUUGUAAAGUUGUAACAUCAGACCCAGCUCUAUUGCCCAUCCCACAGUACAUAGAUUUAUAUGUAGCUGUUGGCCAAAUGGUUACUGACAAAGAUGUAGGAGUAGCUAAUAAAGCUGUACUGAUUACCUCCAAUUUACCAGCCGAGGCCUAUCCCAAAGUGCUGGAAGAAAUGAAAAUUGCCUUGGAAGGAAAUAGUAGUAGCAAGUGCAACGCUUAUGAGGUGGUUAUCAAUAUUUCCUUGAAGUCAUAUGAACUAUUUGAAUUGUGUGUAAAAGAAGGAUACUUAGACUUUAUGGUGAAUGAAUUACAGACUGAUGAUAUUCUUUAUCAGUUGAAUAUUCUAGAUUUAAUAUCACAAUUAGCAACACAACCUCAUGGUAUCAACUUUCUUGUCAAACAAGGAACUUUGCAGAAGAUUUCAGAAUUAGUUAAAGAUCUAAAGAAUAAUCCUUUUGGAGGCCUUUUAACGCCAGGUUAUCUGAAGUUUUUUGGUUGCAUUGCUCACAAUUAUCCAAAUGAGGUGUUCCAAAAAUAUCCUGCAUUGUUGGAUUUACUGUUUGAUGGCUUGGAAUCUGAUGAUAUGACUAUUUUACCAGUUGCUCUAGACACACUCGGGUUUAUAGGAACAACAUGGGAAGGAAAACUAUGCUUGGUAGCCAUAGGGAGUAAAUAUACACAAAAUGUCGAAAAGCUCAGUGCUAUAAUCAGAAACAGUCGGACAGAAAUUAAAGUUCGCGCAUUACAUUGCAUGUCCAAUCUGAUCAGCAUAGAUAAGGAUCCAAAGUCAAAGACAGAUCCAGUUGACCAAAGAAUAACCUUGAUGACUCGCGAAUGGUUCAGAAGCUUAAGCAAAGAGCCUGGUCCAAUGGAAAUGCUGUUUGACAUUUGUAAAAAUCCAUUUCCCGACAUACAAUUAGCUGGUUACACAUUGCUGGAUGCAGUUUGCCAACACCAUUGGGGUGAAGAAAUGUUGGCGAGAGUGGCAGGAUUUUUAGAGUACCUUUUGGAUCGUUCUGCAGAUUUUAGAAAGCAGUCAAAAGAAGCUAAAUAUGACAUAAUAAAACGUUUAUCACAAUCAACAGCUUUUGAUGAUAAUAUUAUUAUGAGGCUUCAAACCUAUGUUAAACAAGGGCCCUUCUACUCUGAGACGAACAUGCAUGUAGCGAUGGAGGAAGAAUGAAAAAUACUUAUUUCUAAAAAAUUGUUUGUAAUCAUAAAAAGUUUAUAGGUUCAGAGGAUCACGCGACUCGCACCUCCACAUAUUCAUGCCUAUAAAGAUUCUGAUUUGUGUUUGAUAAAUGAACCAUGUCAAAUGAGAUAGGUAAAUCAAUAGAAAUAAAAUAAAUAGUGCCAUGGAUUCUUUCGUUAUCUUUGCUACUUGACAAACGUUCAAACGGUCCUUCGAAUUCUCCGCGAUCAGUUCCACGAUCAGCUGUUUGCAGGGUAGUUUUACAAUAGUUUCAAACUUUUCACAACUCUCCAAAUCUGAUUAUGGCCGAUCGCAGAUGGUCAUAUUGGAAAUGAACAAAAAAAAUUUUUUUUUGGUAAAUCUACUUAGCAGUCCUAACCUCAGCUUGCUUGGGAUGUCAUGGACCUUAUCUCACACCUUGUAUACUAAUAUCUUUAUUUCUUCGUGUAAGGACCGGCUCUCGAGUACCGCGUGACGUCGUCGCGUGAAUCUCUGAACCAAGCAAUUUAUGACGUCAAUAAAGUUUUGUAACAUAUUUUCGA
Messenger RNA from Maniola jurtina (meadow brown), 3051 nucleotides. Its product is annotated as 26S proteasome non-ATPase regulatory subunit 5-like. Gene Ontology annotation, molecular function: zinc ion binding; nucleic acid binding. NCBI's taxonomy places the organism in Eukaryota, Metazoa, Arthropoda, Insecta, Lepidoptera, Nymphalidae. The record is from RefSeq and is a predicted model, not a curated record. Gene Ontology annotation, cellular component: cytosol. Gene Ontology annotation, biological process: proteasome assembly. The transcript is spliced from 10 exons.